UUUGUUUCUCCUAAUUCGUGUUGGAAUGGUUUUGUAAUCCUACUUUAAUUUGGUUUCUAGUAUUAUAAAUACAUAUUUUUGGUAAGGAAAAUUAUUUCACUUUAUAAAUAAAGUAUGUUCCUAUUUUACCCAUAAUUAAAUCACAAUAUUUUUGUAUUCAAUUAGGGGUUGUGGUAUAGGGUACAAAUGGCCGAUCAAUCCAUACGGGAAAACGCAGCACCGGAUUGGGAAUGUGUGUACUCUUACGAAGAGAAAAGGCUAAAAACACUUGUCGACGAAGAUGGAGAGUGGGAGAAAAAACAUCAUUUGUGGGAAAUACAAAACGGUUUAGUACCAAUAUAUGAUGAGGUGUUCACACCCGAGGAAAGAGAACUGGAAGAAAAGAGGAAGAGGAAAAGAGAAAUUCUAUCGGCAUUGGAAUUGGGUCACAAGAGGAGGAUCAGAAGACACAAGAAGAGGCAUUCUAUAAGAGGUUACGAGAGCUCCAUAUUAAACCUUUAACGGAGGAGAAGAAAAAACUAAAACAGUCAUACUUGGACGAUCUGGAAAAAGUACGCCUCGUGUUUUGACAUUGAUGACUACUUCGAUGGGAGAUUACAUCCAUUACGGCCAUUUAAGGAAAUAGGCGCAGGCAAGGCUGAAAUUAUAAUGGAAUUGGCAAACCAUGCUAUCCAAGAAUAUAACGAGAAAGAGAGCAAUGUUUUCAAGUACAGCGUUUUGAAGAUUGAAAAAGUGAAUUGUUCUAUAGCAUUGUAUGAUACGUAUUGGAUGACCGUCAUAGUAACUAAUCUCAUUCUUGUUACUCCUAUUGAAACUUUUCAAAUCCAUGCUGCAUUUACUAGCUUCAAUGAUGAUAGUAAGGUCUAUUGUUGCGGGCCUAAAGAAGAGCCUAUUAUUGGUUUGCCUAGCUGCGAGUUUUGCUUUGGCCUGCUGCCAGAAGGGCGUGUCAUGGGAGGACGGGGACCGUAGUUAUUUAAAUUUCUACCAUUUGAGAUUUCAUUAUUAUUGUUGAAGGUACUUGUUAUAGUUGGUCUUGGUUGGGAUAGUCUCCAUCUUUUGUAAAUUAAGACGUGCUUUAGUUUGAGUAUUCCAUUGUAUCCUGUUUAUUCC
This is a messenger RNA of Capsicum annuum, 1110 nucleotides long. RefSeq lists its product as uncharacterized. The coding region runs from base 649 to 969 and encodes 106 amino acids. The transcript has 4 exons. Lineage: Eukaryota; Viridiplantae; Streptophyta; Magnoliopsida; Solanales; Solanaceae. The record is from RefSeq and is a predicted model, not a curated record.